Molecule: messenger RNA, 1248 nt
Organism: Dromaius novaehollandiae (emu)
Lineage: Eukaryota; Metazoa; Chordata; Aves; Casuariiformes; Dromaiidae
Gene: XPA
Product: XPA, DNA damage recognition and repair factor
Exons: 6
Coding region: 121-963 (280 amino acids)
Biological process (GO): nucleotide-excision repair, DNA damage recognition; UV-damage excision repair; base-excision repair
Cellular component (GO): nucleotide-excision repair factor 1 complex
Molecular function (GO): damaged DNA binding
Source: RefSeq, a predicted model, not a curated record
CCCCUCCCCCGCCUGCCGUGGUGCGCAGGCGCACUGCGGCGGCGGCUCGGCGAAGGGAAGGGCGAGCCGCCGCUGCCGAAGCGGGGGGGAUUUGCGGGCUCCGGCCGCCCCGCCGCCGCCAUGGCGGGCGCGGCCCCGGCCCCGGCCGCGGUCGGCGAGAGCGAGGCCUCAGCGGCGGCGGGCGAGAGGCCGCCCCUUUCGGCGGCGGCGCUGGCGAAGAUGGAGCGGAACCGGCAGCGGGCGCUGGCACUGCGGCAGGCGCGGCUGGCGGCGCGGCCCUACCCUGCCGCAGGCGCCGUGCGGGUGAAGGCCCCCCCCAAGGUCGUGGACACGGGAGGGGGCUUCUUCCUGGAGGAGGCGGCGGAGGAGGACGAGGCGGAGGAAGAGCCGGGCGCCGCCGCCGCGAGGACCGUGCACCCCCCCGCACCUGUACUAGAGUUUGACUAUCUCAUCUGUGAAGACUGUGGCAAAGAAUUCAUGGAUUCCUACCUUAUGCAGCACUUUGAUUGGGCAACAUGUGAUAAUUGCAGAGAUGCUGAAGAUAAACAUAAGCUUAUAACAAGGACAGAAGCAAAAGAAGAGUAUCUUCUUAAAGACUGUGACUUAGACAAGAGAGAACCAGUGCUCAGAUUUAUUUUGAAGAAAAACCCUCAUAAUUCACGGUGGGGUGACAUGAAACUUUAUUUAAAACUACAGGUAAUCAAGCGUUCUCUUGAAGUCUGGGGUAGUGAAGAAUCAUUGCAAGAGGCAAAGGAGCUCCGCCGUGACAACAGGGAGAAGAUGAAACAGAAGAAGUUUGAUAAGAAAGUUAAAGAACUCCGCCGUGCAGUAAGGAGUAGUUUGUGGAAGAAAGAAGCUAGUAUCCAUGAACAUGAAUAUGGACCAGAAGAAAACAUUGAAGAAGAUAUGUAUAGAAAAACAUGUAUGAUAUGUGGCCAUGAAUUAACUUAUGAGAAGAUGUAGUAUUAUCAUGUUUUUUUAAUUUCAUUAAGUGUCUUUUUAAUGGUAUUCUGUAUUAAAUAAAUCUGAUCAUGAACAAGCUGUUGCCAAAUUGUAUGCAAAGAAUGAUGUUCCUCAGUUGCAAGAAGCUUUGUACAGGAAAAAUAAGCUUUGGCUCUUUAAACCAGAUCUUAGGAAUGUAAUGUAAGCCUUUUUAACUUUUUCAAGGAAAUGGGUAUCUUAUGGCCUAAUGGAUAAGGUGGCAUCAUUGUUUUACAUGAUGAUGAAAUUAAAGGAGUUGUUAAAUCA